Molecule: messenger RNA, 2772 nt
Organism: Labrus mixtus (cuckoo wrasse)
Lineage: Eukaryota; Metazoa; Chordata; Actinopteri; Labriformes; Labridae
Gene: scamp2l
Product: secretory carrier membrane protein 2, like
Exons: 9
Coding region: 16-1122 (368 amino acids)
Biological process (GO): protein transport
Cellular component (GO): trans-Golgi network membrane; recycling endosome membrane
Source: RefSeq, a predicted model, not a curated record
CUCCUCAACCUACGCAUGCGCAGAGGCCCUGUGUCACAGCAGAAGCAGUCAGGAGAAGCAGACGCCGACAGGGACACGGGGACUGUCGUUGUUUAUUUCACACAAGACAAACUUUCCUCAACAAUGUCGGGAUUUGAAAGCAACCCCUUCGCUGACCCCGUGGACGUUAAUCCCUUUCAGGAUGCCUCCAUCACACAAGCCACCAGUGGAGCCACUGAAAACGUGGGGGAGUUCAACCCCUUUGUUGCUGAUGUGGGAACCAAUUCUGGUAAGACCAUCCCCAUCUCUGCUGCCUCCUCACAACCGGCCGUCCUUCAGACCUCGAUGGAGCAGAGUGCACAAGCAAAUGCAGCUGCUGGCCAGGCUAGCCUGAUCAAACAGCAGGAGGAGCUGGAGAGGAAAGCAGCCGACCUGGAGCGGAGAGAGCAGGAGCUGCAGAACAGGAAUGGAGGCAUAACGAGCACUGGCGAAAAACAGAACAACUGGCCCCCUCUACCCGGUUUCUCCCCCGUGAAGCCGUGUUUCUAUCAGGACUUUGAGGAGGACAUCCCAGAGGAAUACCGCAGGAUCUGCAAGAGAAUGUACUACCUCUGGAUGUUCCACAGUGCCACCCUCUUCCUCAACGUGCUGGCCUGUCUGGCAUACUUCACUGCAGACUCCGCGAGUGGUGUUGACUUUGGUCUCGCCAUCCUCUGGUUCAUCCUCUUCACCCCCGUGUCCUUCAUCUGCUGGUACAGGCCCGUAUACAAGGCCUUCAGGUCGGACAGCUCCUUCAGCUUCUUCUUCUUCUUUUUUGUCUUUUUCUUCCAAGUGGCGGUGUACGUCAUUCAGACUGUAGGGAUCCCCAGGUGGGGAAACAGUGGAUGGAUCGCAGCCAUCAGCAUGAUCCGUGUAAACUUGGCUGUGGCUGUGGUCAUGAUGGUCGUGGCUGGUUUUUUCACUGUAAACGCUAUCCUGUCUAUAAUCCUACUGAAGAUGGUCCACUCCAAGUACAGAAGGACAGGGGCCAGCUUCACCAAGGCCCAGCAGGAGUUCUCCAGCGGAGUCCUGACCAACAGAACCGUUCAGACUGCAGCAACCAGCGCUGCCAGCGCUGCUGCUCAGGGAACCUUUGGAAAUUAGACUGUUUUCCACUUCCUCAGUGCCUCAGGCUAGUCUCUGAUCUGACCAUCAUACCAGGGAGCCAUAAACCAACAUUCUUCUGUUAGUUUGGGGGAUUUGGGGGGGGGACUGAUUAUUUAAUGAACAGAGCCAGAAAACAAGUUAGGAAGAAGGAUAAUCUCCUCUCCAUAAGAUCAGCAAUGUGAUGCGGUGUUGUAAACGUCUUGGUUGUUAUUGAAUAUUUGUACAACCCUUAUCAGUACACAGCAUGUUAAUUUGUGCUGUAAUACAAUUCUGGAUGUAUUGUAGGAUUAAGACAAACUGAUGGUAAGUAUAAAGCAGGGUAGGAGAGACAAAAUUGGCAAAAUCAGACCACUAUAUAUCAUCAGGAGAGCAUUAAACAUAACAGACCAAGGAUAUAUGAGUGUGAAAUCAUGUUUUGCACAAAGCAAAAGGUGAGGUUUAGUGAAAAAUCUAUUUUAUAAAUCAUUUCAUGUUGAAAAUGCCGGCAAAGCAUGAUGGGAUUUUCAUGAUAAGACUUUUCUAUCAUGUUGGGAUGUAGAAACACACUGAAGCCUAAGAAAUUAAACUAAACACUCAGUAACGCUGGGGUGAUAUUUUAAAAUACUGGAGAUUGUUUUAUAAUCAACCAAUGAUCGAAUCACAUAAUGUUUGUUUCUAUUUUUGUCCCCACAGCAGCAUGAAGAUUGUUAUGAGUAUUAUUUUUCUGCCUUUUUAACAUUUGAACUCCGACAGUACGCUUUAUACGACCAAGUUCAGAUGUUCUAGUGACUUUCUUUGCAGGUCACUCAUCGCGUGCCAUGUAAAAUGAGACACAUCCUGUUACAUGUAAAACUGCUGAUGAACACAGUUGCUCUUUUGAUUUGUAUCUAUAGUGCUGUAUAGGCGGAGCUGGUGAUUAAUGACGGUGAAGGGAUGAAGGUUUUUUUCUUUUCUUUUUACUGUUAAAAUCUGCAAACUGAUUAAGAUGAAGUGAGGUAAACAGCUCGUCUGAGGGCAAAUGAAGAAAACUGGGAUAGCACAUUUUAUUUCAUUUUUAAUUCAUGUUGACUUUUUAAGAACACCAUUAUGUUUCCUUGGAUCCUGUUGUAAUAAAAGGGAAUGACCACUGACCAAGUUGCUGAGAUAGUAUAGAGUUUUUAUAUAUUUACAAAGAAUGAUAAUGAGCAGAAAAAACACUUUAUUUAUCUGUCAAAUAUUCAUUAUUUUGACUUUGUAUUGUUAGUUAUUACACUGCAGACAAAGUCAAGUGUUACUAGAUAGUUGCAGAUAGUUUGUAUUUCCUAGCUACUCCUACAUGUUUGUAGGUAUUAGUAUUUUCAUGUUUUUACUUGUGAAUAUAUAUACUGUCCUUUUCUAAUCCUUUGCCCCUGUAUCAAUCACAUUCUUUAGGUGUACCUCAGUGCCUUUAAGCGAGUGUAAUCUAAUGAUUUAUUUUGUGGGGAUUGACGCACAAGGCUGUCGGUUGUAAAUGUUUUGUCUCAUUUUCUUUGUCUUUAUAGAAAAUAGUUUUAUGGUGAAGUUUCCCUGUGAUCAAUUUGUAUUGAGGUUUGUUGUACAUACUGGUAUUUAAAACAUGUACUGGUCGGUUGUUUGUCAGAAAUAGGUUCUAAGUCUUAACAUUGAAUAAAGUAUGAUUUCUCUUUUCAA